AUGCCUCAAGUGCCUUCUACGAGGUGGUGUCCUACGCCAGAGCAGCUGAUGAUACUGGAGGAGAUGUACAGGAGCGGGGUGAGGACCCCAAAUGCUUCCCAGAUACAGCAAAUUACAGCCCGUCUCUCCUACUACGGGAGGAUAGAAGGCAAGAAUGUGUUCUACUGGUUCCAAAACCACAAGGCUAGAGAGAGGCAGAAGCUCCGGAGGAGGCUUUGUAGCCACUACCAGCUUCUCUACUCGGCCAACUCACUCCCUCAUCAUCAGUUCUACUGCUCCCAGGAAGCUCCUGUCUUCCCUCUCCCAUUCCACCAUGCGACUCCGUCUCCCUUCCUUCAUCAGGAUGCAAACUCGGUCUGCAAGAUGGAGGCCGGCGACGCCGAAGAAGCAUCGUCAACCAGCGAUGCAACCCUCAGGCAUGAAUCGAUGGCGAUGGUGGAUGCAGCCUGGGCGGUGCCUUCAUGCUGUAGGCCUCUCAGGACUCUCGAUCUCUUCCCAACCAAGAGCACCGGCCUCAAGGAUGAGUGCAGUACCACCUCCAAGUCCUCAUGCUCUUCAACAACCAACUAA
Musa acuminata AAA Group (dessert banana) is the source of this 570-nucleotide messenger RNA. RefSeq names its product WUSCHEL-related homeobox 3-like. The transcript is spliced from 2 exons. NCBI's taxonomy places the organism in Eukaryota, Viridiplantae, Streptophyta, Magnoliopsida, Zingiberales, Musaceae. The record is from RefSeq and is a predicted model, not a curated record. Gene Ontology annotation, biological process: plant organ development. The coding region runs from base 1 to 570 and encodes 189 amino acids. Gene Ontology annotation, molecular function: DNA-binding transcription factor activity; DNA binding.